UUCUGUUUGCAUGUUGAUUUAGGAGGAAAAAACCCAAAACUUUGUGCGUUUUAUGACCUUUUUUUGAAGUCGCCACGGGGAGUCGCCUGGCGAUGACGUCAAGACGUAACACUGACAGCGGAGACGCCUGUUCAUUAAAAAAAAAAAAAAAACAACUGACAUUAAAAUGAGGCUCAAAUUAUCGCUGCGUUUGAUUAACAAAUGGUCCGCUUUUAAUGCUCGGUUGCGUAUGAACAGAAAUCGAGGCGUGUUACGGAAUUGAGUUCAUUUCCUGUCGCAAAGCUAACUAACAUCCAGCGUUUUUAGAUUUGCGACCGUAAAAGCGCUGACCCCGCCGCCGACGAGCAGCUAGCUAGCUAGUUAGCUUAGCAUAGCUUAGCCUGAACCAGUGAAACGAAGCGAGCUAGCUUGUAGCAUUCUCAAAAAUGGGUUUGUGCUAACAGCCAGAGGUCUCCCUGCAGAUGUCAUAUUGGAGUGGGGCAGACUUUUAGCAUGUGAAUACAGUUUCUUGCCGAUUCAGACAGUCUUCGCCGUCUCAAAGCCUUUCUGGUGCUAUAGACACGAUGUCGAGCCGAAGGAAGUCCACCACCCCCUGCAUGGUGCUUCCAUCAGAUGUAGUGGAGCAGGAUAUGGAUUUGGAGACCCUUGCAGGGGAAGAAGGAAUCGAGAACUCUGCAGAAGGCCUUACGGAGGGUAUAGUGGUUCCACUGGACAGUGAAGGAGAGCAUGAAGACAGUUUAAGCCAUUCUGCAGGAAAACACCCAAGUCAAACUGCUGUCGAGCAGUCAGUCGCAGACCUGACUGCUGAAGGAAAUGGUCAGGCUGAGACGGAGGAGAGUGAAGACCCAUCCAUCACUGGGAUUUCUCUCAGCAAAACUCCCAUCAUGAAAAAGAAGCCUGAACCCAAAAGAAUAGCCGUGUCUCUCAAGGGGGCAGAAGAGAGCGAUUCGUUAAUUGAAAGUGAAGGGGAUCCAGAGUCAAUGGAAGCAUCUAUUACAGCAGAUAUGACACACCCAAUUCUUAGUGAUUCCACAAAACCUGGCGUGUUUGUCAGCAUUCCCAGUGCACUUCCUGCAGAGCAAAAGAAGCCAGUUGUGAACCCUGCUACAGUCCUUCCUGCUGGCCUUGCCCAGGUUCUGUCAGCCUUGCAGGCCCAGCAGAGUGCUCAGGCUCAGCUCCUGAUUCCAGUGAGCAGUAUUCCAACCUACAAUGCGGCCAUGGACACAAAUUCACUGUUGGUGAGCACAUACAAGAAGUUCCCGUACCCAUCUGUGUCGGAGAUUAUGGGCCUGGCAACCCAGACCAAGUUCUCAGAGGAGCAGAUAAAGAUCUGGUUCUCUGCUCAGCGUUUGAAGCAUGGUGUGAGCUGGACACCAGAGGAAGUUGAAGAGGCUCGAAGGAAGCAGUUUAAUGGCACGGUCCACACAGUGCCUCAGACCAUUACAGUCAUUCCAGCUCACCAUCUGUCUGCCACCAAUGGGCUCCAGUCGAUCCUUCAGACUUGCCAAAUUGUGGGACAGCCAGGCCUUGUUCUGACACAGGUUGGCACCACAAACAGCUUGCCAGGUACCACCCCGAUCACUCUGACUGUUGCAGGAAUGCCAAGUCAGAACCAGGCAUCCAAGAUCACAACUAGUCAGACCAGCUCUGCUGUUAGUGAAACAAAAAGAGCCACGACGGUCCAGCCACCAUCGCUGACUCCUCAGGAGAGCUCUGCACUCAGCGCAGAUCACUUUGGCCUGCGCCCGAAGAAGUCGAAGGAACAGUUGGCUGAGCUGAAAGCUAGCUACAUGAAAAACCACUUUGCCAGUGAUGCCGAAAUUGCCAGGCUGAUGAAGUUGACCAACCUUACCAAAGGUGAGAUCAAGAAGUGGUUCAGCGAUACCCGCUAUAACCAGCGCAAUUCCAAAAACAACCACUUCAGUAUACCCCAUGAGAGCUCCCGGGCCAACAACAGUAAUGCCACCAUUGUUAUUGACUCCAGUGAUGAGACCCCUCAAUCUCCAACACCAUCGCCUGUCAAAGAGAAGGAGACGCGCAAGACCUGGAACCCGUUUCCGGACUUCACUCUGCAGAAGUUUAAGGAGAAGACUCCAGAGCAGUUGGUGAUUCUAGAGGAAAGCUAUCAAAAAUGUGACACCCCCACAGAUGAAGAACUGAGUCGCCUGAGGGCUGAAACAAAGCUCACCAGGCGGGAGAUAGAUGCUUGGUUCACAGAGAAGAGGAAAACUCCCGUCACAGAGUCGUCUGAACAAAAGACUGAUGAGAUGGAUGGUAAGCCCUCCUAUAGUAAAGGUUACCAGAGUCCACCUGGAGUAAAAAAGUUGCCCAAGGAAAAGAUCACAAAGAAAACUCCAGAACAACUUCAUGUCCUCAAGAGUGCCUUUGUACGCACUCAGUGGCCAUCUGCUGAGGAAUACGACCAGCUAGCUGAGGAAAGUGGGCUACCCCGGUCUUACAUCGUCAACUGGUUUGGGGAUACCAGGUAUGCUUGGAAGAACGGUAAUCUUAAGUGGUACUUCUAUUACCAGAGUGGCAACUUGGAGGGUCUGAAUGGCAGCAAGGGCAGGAAACGGAGGAUUCGGAACCGUGGCUGGGGGAGGUCCCGCAGCAGGAGAGCCAAAAAAUCCACAGGUUCAGAGAAGUCUCCACCAAUGAAGUUCAAGACUGGGAAAGAGUUUCUUAAGGAAUACUACUUGAAGCACAAGUUUUUGAACGAGCAAGAUCUGGAUGAGCUGGUAGCCAAGUCAAACAUGAGUUACGAACAGGUCAGGGAGUGGUUUGCAGAAGUCGGCAGGAAGGUGGAUAUGGGUGCAGAUCCUUUUGAAGAUAACACAGGUAAUGAGCAAGAAGAGGAGGAGUCAGAGGGCGAGACUGAUAUGGCAGCCGAAGAGCAAGGACCCUCAGCCCCCGGUGAUGACGACGAUGACGAGGAUGAUGAGGAUACUGACGAUAGUGAUUCCUGGGAGCCCCCACAAAGUGUUCGAAAAACCUUGUCAGGGUCUGAGGAACACUGAUUCAUCAGCUCAUUUGCCUUCAGAAAUAAUCGAGGUUUUGAAAAAGAGAGACCGAGGAUCCAGUUCCACCAUAUUGACUAACCAAUCCUGCUUGCACCGCUUUUACAUUUCCCACUUUCUUAUUCAAGCUUAAUGUUGGUGUUUUGGUUUAUGAAAUUUGCAGACACGAAUUGAAGGACUGGUUCUGUCGAAUUUAAGAUCUUGUACACAAACACAAGGUAUCGCUCAUCUCUGUUCAUCGAUGAACAGUGUUGCACACAAAAUGAAGAAUCUUGGCCCAGCUAGUCUGUACCUUCAAAUGUGCAAUUUGACUAUAAUUUAAAAAAGAUGACGUUUUAUUUCAGGAUAUGGGCAGAAUUUUAUUUUAAUUUUUUUUUUUUUUUUAAGAAAAAUAAAAUGAUCCUCCCUUUGCCACAAGGAGGAUCCAUGGUGCCAAAGUUCCUUUUUGCUGAAUGUUACGGUUCCCUGUUUUAUGAAAAACAGUUAAUCAAGAAAACGUGUGUAUGUAUCUAGAGAGAGUAAGAGAGACAUGCACAAAAAAGAAAAGAAAUCGGGCAGUUUUUGUUAGUGUUUAAAAAACCCUGCCUCUCAAGCCAUCCAAUGGCAUCAAGUAUAAAAACAUUUAAUGUUUGAGACCUGUUGGAAUUUACUCUACAAUAGUAGUAGGUGAAUCAUAUUCCGCUUCACUUAACGAUCUACUGAGUGUAAUCUGAAAACGAAUACAGCACAACCAGUGAAGAUCUGCAGCCUUGAUGACCAGGAGGUGCUCUGGCAUCAUGUGGAUCAACUUUCCUCGGAUUUUGAGUUUCUCCUUGGGAGUCUGAGAUGAUGAACAGCUGCAGGAGACUGUUAGUGGACUGUUCUCAGUGCCUGUACAAAGGAGUGGGACUGUGUGGGGUUUUUUUUUUUUCCUUUCUUCUCCCCCCUUCUUGCACCGUUUCAACCGGACUCUUUAAAAAAGCACUUUUUUGGGGGUUUGCUGUUUCUUAACAAAUGGUUGUUAGUAUUUCCCAUAUGUACCUGAAGCUUAACCCUUAUGUUCUGUUUGACUGCUUUAAAAUUUCUAAGUUGAAAAUUGAACUGAUCUCCCUGUUGCCUUGGUUUCUCUAAUCAAGCCUUUUUUUUAAUAUAUAAAUACUUCUAUUCCAUAAUUCUAUUCAGGUCUCUUAAGCAUGGGAAGCACUUGUGGCUUUUAAAGUGUUUGUCAGAUUAUUAUUAUCCCCUUCGGACACAAAAUGCUAUGGAACUUCAUGUGUAAAAUUAUACACAUUAUGUCUGAAGGGAUUUUUAUAUAUAAUAUAUAGGGUGGUGUAGUGGUUAGCACUGUCGCCUCGCAGCAAGAAGGUUCUGGGUUCGAGCUCAGGGGCCUUUCUAUGUGGAGUUUGCAUGUUCUCCCCGUGUCUGCGUGGGUUUCCUCCGGGUGCUCCGGUUUCCCCCACAGUCCAAAGACAUGCAGGUUAGGUUAACUGGUGACUCUAAAUUGACCGUGAGUGUGAAUGGUUGGUUGUCUCUAUGUGUCAGCCCUGCGAUGAUUUGUCCAGGGUGUACCCCGCCUUUCGCCCGUAGUCAGCUGGGAUAGGCUCCAGCUUGCCUGCGACCCUGUAGGACAGGAUAAGCGGCUACGGAUAAUGAGACGAGAUGAAAUAUCAAACCUCAUGAUUUUUGGUUCCUUCAUUUCUUCCCUGGACAGAUGGGAGGGGUUUAAAUGCCCACAUGCAUAAAGUUUGAUUAUAUUUCUAAUAUGUAUUUAUGACACGUCCUUUUGCAAAAAUGGAUUGUUUUGCAAUGUAAAAAAUCAAAAUUCCUUGCUACUGUCAACAGAACAUGAGGGUUAAUGGAGAAAGGGGGCUUUGCUUCACGUUUGAAACCUUAAGGGAUCCGUUAUAUAGAUAAUGGCCCUAUUUUUUAAUAAUAACUAAUAUUUGUGGUCAGAUGGAUUUUCUGUGAGAAGGACAGGAAUGAUUUCUAUACCCUGGAUGUGUUUUUAAACUGUCCCCUCUUAUAAUAUUGCAUGCUGCAGCUGUUGAGAGGAUGGGGGGGAGGAUUUGCUCAUUUUGUACAUAAGUUUUAUGGUUACAUUUUAUAAGUCGUUUUACGCAAUUUUAUAAGUUUGUAUUUAUGAUUAUUAUGACAUCCCUCCUUGGCCCAAGUGGAGUGCUUGUAUGGUGACCCUUUUUGUGUGCUCUGAUUGUUGGUGUGAUUUUUUUUUUUUUUUUAGAUGAGUUUUGCUUAAAACUCCUCUCGAAUUGUUCUCUCAUUGGUGAACAUUAUUGCCUGGUGUCCUCCAUGUGAUUCUGCACUUGUAGUGUGUUUAUAGACAAGAAAUACACAAUUAUAAGUAUUGUCUGAAAAAUCACCCACUUUUCUGCAAAAUAUCCAUAAAAACAACAAAAAAAGAAGCAAAAUCUUUCAUCUAGAUGUUAAAAUGAUGCCUAUGCUUUUUUUCUUCCUUGAAUGUGUUGUGUGAAGUGCAGCAGUCCGUCUGCUGCCUCUGUCCAUCUGUCACUAGUCAUGUUAACAGCAGUACAUCUCCACAUGAUCAACUAGAAUCACUGUAAGGCUCAUUUAGGUCCACGAAUACGAUCGGGCACCAUCAUGGAGGUAACUUGUGAAAUCAUACCGAGCCUUAACAUUGAAUCGGUGGCAGAAGCUUUAUUUUCCAGAGCCAUACGCCUUGUGCAAUGCUUUUAAUUUAAAACUGUUUUAAUAGGCUGUGGCUUGAUUUAGACAGAAGAUAUAUUUUCUACUUGUUUGAGGACAACAAUAAAUUUAGAUGAAAACCA
Messenger RNA from Neoarius graeffei (lesser salmon catfish), 5800 nucleotides. Its product is annotated as zinc fingers and homeoboxes protein 1-like. NCBI's taxonomy places the organism in Eukaryota, Metazoa, Chordata, Actinopteri, Siluriformes, Ariidae. Gene Ontology annotation, molecular function: DNA binding; DNA-binding transcription factor activity, RNA polymerase II-specific. Gene Ontology annotation, cellular component: nucleus. The transcript is spliced from 3 exons. Gene Ontology annotation, biological process: regulation of transcription by RNA polymerase II. The coding region runs from base 564 to 3017 and encodes 817 amino acids. The record is from RefSeq and is a predicted model, not a curated record.